Messenger RNA from Pochonia chlamydosporia 170, 867 nucleotides. Its product is annotated as oxidoreductase, short-chain dehydrogenase/reductase family. Bases 1 to 867 code for a protein of 288 amino acids. The record is from RefSeq and is a predicted model, not a curated record. NCBI's taxonomy places the organism in Eukaryota, Fungi, Ascomycota, Sordariomycetes, Hypocreales, Clavicipitaceae. Gene Ontology annotation, molecular function: oxidoreductase activity. The transcript has 2 exons.
AUGGCCGAAGCUCAAUUAAACGACUUCCCCUCCCUUUUCUCACUUAAGGGCAAAGUUGCAGUCGUAACCGGCGGCUCUCGCGGUCUCGGACUCCACGCCGCAUCUGCCUUCCUCCAAGCCGGCGCCUCCAAGGUCUUCAUCUCCUCUCGCAAAGCAGCCGCCUGCGACGAGGCCUGCAAAGCCCUCAAUGCCCUCCCCAACCGACAGCCCGGCGCAAUCGCCAUCCCCAUCCCCGCAGACUCCGCCAACAUCCAGGGCGUAACCCAUCUCCUCGAGGAAGUCAAGAAGCACACCGACCGGGUGGACAUUCUGUUUGCCAACGCCGGCGCCACAUGGGGCGAGGCCUUUGACACGCACCCCGACCAGGCGUUCGCCAAGGUCAUGGACCUCAACGUCAAGGCUGUGUUCAACACGGUCCGCGUCUUCACGCCGCUUCUGGAGAAGGCGUCGUCCCGUGCGGACCCCUCGCGUGUUAUAAUCACGGCUAGUGUUGCUGGUUUGGGGAUUGGAACUAUCGGCAAGCAGGGCACGUAUGGGUAUUCUGCGUCGAAGGCGGCUGUUAUCCAUUUGGGUCGCAACUUGGCUAUUGAGCUGGGUCCGAGACAGAUUACGGUGAAUUCGAUUUGUCCUGGUUUCUUCCCGAGUAAGAUGUCGAAUGGGCUUUUGGAAAUUGCUGGUGGCGCGGAUAAGAUUGGUAAUUCGAAUCCUAUGGGGCGGUUGGGCGUGCCGGAGGACAUUGCUGGUGUGGUGGUGUAUCUGGCGAGUAGGGCUGGUUCUCACGUCAAUGGUGAGGCUAUUGCUAUUGAUGGUGGUGCCUUAUGGGCGAGGGGCGAGAUGUCUUUCCACGGAGAUAGCUCCAAGCUGUAA